This is a messenger RNA of Cannabis sativa, 2613 nucleotides long. RefSeq names its product protein ANTI-SILENCING 1. Gene Ontology annotation, molecular function: chromatin binding; RNA binding. Lineage: Eukaryota; Viridiplantae; Streptophyta; Magnoliopsida; Rosales; Cannabaceae. The transcript has 14 exons. The record is from RefSeq and is a predicted model, not a curated record. The coding region runs from base 367 to 2121 and encodes 584 amino acids.
GAAAAAUCAUUAAUUAAACCAUAAACCCAUUUUUAUGUUUAUAUGAACUUUGUAGGAGAGAGAGAGAGUGAAAGAGAUUGAGAGUGAUUGAGUGUGAGGAGAGCUUAAAACAAGGCCUGAUUUAGCAUGCACGUCGUAGUACGGACACACUGUAACAUCGUGUAUUUAUAGUAUCAACCGCACCAUUCCCACUCUCUCUCUCUCUCAUCUUUGAAAAUGGUACGAAGAAACUGAAUGAAUCGUUAACAAGACUCACUCUCAUGGUGUGUGUGUGUGUGACUGGUUCUCAAAGACUAUCCGAUGAGUCAAUAAGCAUUUAGAGUUGUUAAAGACUAAUGAGCCAUUUUCACAAAGCUUGGGUGGAGAAUGGAUAAUGAAGUUGGAUUUAAGUGGGGUACCAAGAUAGGAAAUGGUGUAAGAAAUAAAGACAUUCAAUUCUUUAAUUCUUUUACUUUAAGGGGCAUUGAAUACUCUCUUUAUGACUGUGUGUGCUUUUACUCUGUUGGUAAUCCUGAGACAUAUAUUGGUAAGCUUGUGAAAAUACUUGAGACCCCAAAUCAUGAAAGGAAAGUAAAGGUAGUGUGGUUAUUUCGUCCUACUGAAAUACGUAACUAUCUUGGUAAUGCUAAACCACAACCACAAUGGAAUGAGCUGUUUUUGGCAUCUGGUCAAGGAAAAGGACUUUUCAAUUUCAAUGAUGCGGAAAAUGUAGUUGGGAAAUGCAAUGUUAUAUGCACCUCAGAUGACAAGAGAAAUCCUCAGCCUUCUGAAGAGGAGUUGAGAAAGGCACACUACAUUUACUACCGCACUUUUGAUGUAGGUAAAACUGAAAUAUCAGAGAAGUUUCCUGAUGAGAUUUGUGGAAGUAAAGUGGAAUUCUUCUUUAACCAGAGAAAAUAUCAGCGGAUUCAGAAGCCUAAGAUAAAGAUAAGGCAUGAGUAUCAAUUAUUUACUGAGUCUCCCUCACCAAAAUUAAACAAGGGGGUUGACAUACCAUGUAAAAUUCCCUCUCCUGCUAGUAGAAAUGGCUCUUUGGUAAAAGAAUCUGAGAAUGUUGCCGGCAAAGCUUCACUUGUGGAGCAUGGUUGUGGUUCAUCUUCAAGUGACUCUGCCAAAUUGAAAUAUGUUGCUGUUGAAGGUGGGAGUGAGCCUGACAUACAAAUCAAAGAUAGAGUUAGAUCUUUGGAAAUGAUUUCACCUGAGAAAACAUCACAUUCUCAGCCUUACAAGAAAAGGAUAAUUGCUCUGUAUGACAAGAGUCCUGCUAAGCAGAAUUCUGGAGAAACCCCUAUUAAAACGUUUGCGAAAGCAGUUCCUGAACAUGCAUAUGACAAGAGUGUGCCCACUAACAACCAUGUUUUGGAAGCAAGUAAGCAGCCUGGCGAUCCUUACAAGAAAAGGAUAAUUGCUCUUGAAAAGAGUCCUGCUAAGCAGAAUUCUGGAGAAACCGCAACUAAAACGCCAGUGAAAUCAGUUCCUCAACAUGCAUUUGCCAAGAGUGUCAGUAAGAACAACCAUGUUUUGGAAGUUUCAAGACAGCCUAACUAUGAUAGGAGUUGGUUUAAACAGCAACCUUGGGAAGAGAAACUGCAGAAAGCUCAAGAAACAGAAUCCCUGGUCUUAUUAGAAAAUUUGGAUCCAUCCUUUUCUUCAGUUGAAGUUGAGGAUCUAAUUUGGCAUGCAUUCAAUGAAAGGGUUGAGGCAAGAAUGGUACAGUUUGGUACAUUUUCAAACUCACCAUAUGCCAAGGCUUUUGUUUUAUUCAAGUCCAAAGUUGCAGCUCAAUCUGCAAUAUGUAAGUGGAACAGUAGUUUCCUGAUUUUACCUGAUGGAAGACCUGUAGUUGGGCGCCAAAGAAAUCUGAGAGUAUCUGACCAAGAAACUACUUUUGCUGGCCAUCUAGCUCUUGACAGAUUUAAGGUUCCAAAGCAACGCGAGGAUCAGAGAAAUGCAGUUGCAGUAUCGACAGCACACUGUACACAGACCAAUACAUUUGAAUUCGAUUUGGCUAUGCAGUGGCGAGAACUACAGGAAAAGACAGAUCUAUGGUGGAAAACUUUACAUGAGAAACAAAGGAAGGAAGAAAAUGAGCUGAAGAGUCAACUCAAACUCAAACUAUAAUUGGUUGAACUAUUCUAUUUCUUGGGCUCCUUUUUGUUGUCACAUACGUUAGAUUCACACAAGUGUUGCCUUGCCUCUAAUUUGAAUCUUUCAACAACCCCAUGCAGAAGAUUGUAAAGGUGGGUAUCAGCUCCAAAAGUUGAUAAGAGAUUAAUAUAAUUUCAAAAUGGUUAUAAUAGUUUCUUCACCAAUGUCAAUGAAAAUUUAUAUGAAUCUAGUUACUAAGUCACUCAUAGCUAUACCAAUACGAUUUCAUGCAUGAAGAUUCUCAAUCCAGAGUAGAAGAACCUUUGUAAAAUUUCUGUUGUCUUGCUACUGAGGAACAAUGGGAAAGGAGAAUGUGUCUUGCUACGACGGAGGAAAUGAUGGGCAAAUCGAUAUUUUGUGUCAGAACAUUUUGAAUGUUCCAAUUUGGCACUUUUUUGUUCCUACAGAGUACAGUACAGACCUACACUAACCAUAUAUAAAGUAUAUACGGGAAUUUUAUAGUUA